AUGGCCCCAUACGAUAGUGAGUCUUCUGCAGGAGAGGAGGAGGAAUAUACAGAGACCAAUGUUCUUCUCGGAUACGCAUCCAAGGAUCCUGGCGACGAGAACAUAAGUCGUCUUGGUGGUCGUCCGGAAUGGCUCGAUGCGAACACCCCACCUUCUGCUACGCUAGCACGAUGCAAGAUAUGUAAAGACUUGAUGGUACUUCUACUACAACUUGACGGCGAAUUACCGGAUCGCUUUCCCGGCCAUGAGCGCCGACUCUACGUCUUCUCGUGCCGGCGAAAAACCUGUCGGCGAAAGGAGGGCAGUAUUCGUGCCCUACGAAGUGUGCGCAUAGCCCCCGGAAGCGCUAACAUCCCAACUGCGACUACGAAAGAUAAGAAGGAAGAGAAGGCGAAAACGGAAGAAAAGCCCAAGUCACAACCGCCGUCUAACUUGGGGGAGACACUUUUCGGCGCCAAAACCCUAGGGUCUUCAUCCGGCUCCGCGAACCCAUUCUCUACAUCUACGUCCUCGGGCGGUAGCGCCAACCCGUUCGCCAGCGGCGGAAACCCAUUCAGCAGCCCCCCUACCGAAACCAAGCCCGAACCCAAGACUGAAUCUUCAUCAACGCCAUCUACGACCACGACCACAACCGUAGAAGACAUAAAAUCCCUCCCGAAAACCUUCGCCGAAACCCUCUCCCUCAACAACGACCAAGCCCCCUCCUCAUCCACAUCCACAUCCACAUCCACACCUCCCACACCCCCCGAGCCCUGGCCCCAGGCCUCCGACCUCCCAACCCCAUACCCCAUAUCCUACCUCUCCGAAGCCGAAUACGAAACCCUCGACCCAACCCCCCCUCCCAUCCCCCAAGCAACACGCAUGGACAUCGACGACGACAGCACUACCACCAGCAAACCCGGAAAAGGCGGAAAAGAAGACCGCGAAGUCUUCGAGUCAAGCAUGGACGCCGCAUUCCAGCGCUUCGCCGAUCGCCUAGCGCAGAACCCCGAACAAGCUAUCCGGUACGAAUUCGGCGGGCAGCCGUUGCUGUAUAGUAAAACCGAUACGGUGGGUAAAUUACUAGCACCCGCUUCUACUCCUACUGUUGGGCCAGGUAGUGGGGUAAAUACCGCACCGGCAACAGGAGUGAAGAACGGAAUUCCCCGCUGCGCGAAUUGUAAUGCCCCGCGUGUUUUCGAGGUACAGAUGACGCCGCAUGCGAUCGCGGAGUUGGAAGAUGUGAAUACAGUGGGAGCGGCGGCGUUGCUGGAGGAUGGGAUGGAUUGGGGUACUGUGAUUGUUGGCGUGUGUGAACGCGAUUGCCAGGCGAGAGGUGUGGCGGAGGGACAGGUUGGGUAUGUUGAGGAAUGGGCUGGUGUGCAGUGGGAGGAGUUGACUACUGGUGGGCGCAGGUAA
Molecule: messenger RNA, 1398 nt
Organism: Hypoxylon trugodes
Lineage: Eukaryota; Fungi; Ascomycota; Sordariomycetes; Xylariales; Hypoxylaceae
Product: programmed cell death protein 2
Exons: 2
Coding region: 1-1398 (465 amino acids)
Biological process (GO): maturation of SSU-rRNA
Cellular component (GO): cytoplasm
Source: RefSeq, a predicted model, not a curated record